AUGUCUCAAAAUCUUUACAGCACUCACACUAAUUUGAGGCCUCAAAUUCAACAAAUAAAACGUGAUCCCGAGCAAGAUGUACCCGAGAUUUUGCAAACGAUUAAACAAUCCACAUUGAGAAAUCUUUUGUUUUUCCUUCUCAUUUCACUCGCUUAUUCAAUUGGAUCGACUUUCUAUAUCGUUUUUCUCGUUUCAUACUGUAAA
This is a messenger RNA of Mesorhabditis belari, 204 nucleotides long. The record is from the annotation of a GenBank genome assembly. Lineage: Eukaryota; Metazoa; Nematoda; Chromadorea; Rhabditida; Rhabditidae.